AGAAAAGUCUUUCCAGGACCGGCAGCCUCUCCGAACGUUGCUCAGGGCACUUCGAAGGCGAUAAACCCGGCGAGAGGAAUCUGUUUCUCGGCUCCCGGAAGGCGCUGUGACCGCUCGCGCCCGUACGCCGGCGCACUGAGUACCGCCGGAACCCUGUCUCCCGCGCCCGCGGAACCUUUCUAGCGCUGUGCGGCGCAUUCGUUAUAACGUCACUUCCGUCGGGGCGGAGGAGGAGGGAGAAUAAGGGAAAGACUAGAAGACGAGGUAAGGGAAGAGGGGCGAGAGCCGCUGGGAGCCCAGCCGAGUGGAUUCCGGAGAGGGGCCUUGUGGGGACACCAAGGCUGAGGGAUCAUGGCCUAGGAUGUUGCCUCUCUGAGAGGAAGACUUGCAAAAUGGCAGUUUUUGAUACUCCUCAGGAGGCUUUUGGCGUCUUACGUCCAGUCUGUGUUCAGCUCACAAAGACCCAGACGGUGGAGAACGUGGAACACCUACAGGCACAAUUACGAGCUGUGAGUGACUCUGCCCUUCAGGAACUUCAGCAGUAUGUCCUCUUCCCUUUGCGAUUUACCCUGAAGACCCCAGGUCCCAAAAGAGAGCGCCUGGUCCAGAGCGUGGUGGAAUGUCUCACGUUUGUCCUGUCGUCGACGUGUGUAAAGGAGCAGGAACUUCUCCAGGAGCUCUUUUCAGAACUCUCUGCCUGCCUGUAUUCACCCAACUCCCCUAAACCCGCAGCCAUCUCAGAGGAGCUGAAAUUGGCCGUGACCCGGGGACUCAGUACAUUAAUGCACGCGGCUUACGGGGACAUCAUUCUGACUUUUUAUGAGCCCUGCAUUCUGCCUCGUUUAGGAUUUGCUGUAUCUUUACUGCUAGACCUAGCAGAACAGGAGAAAUCAAAGCAAGUUAAAAUGGCUGCCUUGCAGUGUUUACAGGUUCUCCUCCUUCAGUGCGAUUGUCAGGACCACCCGAGGUCCUUGGAUGAGCGUGAGCAACAGCAGCUGGGGGAUUUGUUUGCUUCCUUCUUACCUGGAAUCUCAACUGCACUGACCAGGGUUAUCACAGGAGACUUUAAACAAGGUCACAGCAUUGUCGUGUCUUCCCUAAGGCUUUUUUACAAGACAGUGGGCCUUAUUAUGGCUGAUGAACAGCUCGGAAGAAUCUCAAAGGUCCAAGCAAAGCCUGCAGUUGAGCAGAGAGUAGCAGAACUGAUGAUUCACAGGGCAGCAGAAUGGGUUAAAAAUGCUGGGGACAAGUUGACUAUCCUUAUUAAAAAGAUAACUGAGUGUGUUUCAGUUCACCCACACUGGAAGGUGAGGCUGGAACUGGUAGAACUUGUCAAGACCCUUCUUUUGAAGUGCAGUCAGUCACUGGUUGAAUCUGCUGGUCCCCUUCUGAAGGCUUUGGUGGGUCUGGUGAACGAUGAGAGUCCUGAAGUCCAAGCCCAGUGCGAUAAAGUUCUGAGACAUUUUGCAGAUCAGAAAGUAGUGGUGGGCAACAGAGCCUUUGCCGACAUCUUGUCAGAAAACCUGUAUUCCCUUGCUACAUCUCUUCCCCGCCUAAUGAACUCCCAAGAUGAUCAAGGAAAAUUCUCUACUCUCUCCUUGUUACUUGGUUAUCUGAAACUGUUGGGGCCAAAAGUAAACUUUAUCCUCAACUCCGUGGCCCAUCUGCAGCGCCUUUCCAAAGCGCUCAUCCAGGUUCUAGAAUUGGACGUGGCUGGCAUCAAAGUUGUUGAAGAGCGGCGUUGGAACUCCGAUGAUCUGAGUGCUUCUCCAGCGGCCUCAGCCGCAGAGCCAUGGAAUCAAAUCCAGAGGAGGUAUUUCCGCUUCUUCACUGAUGAAAGGAUUUUCCUGCUCUUACGGCAAAUCUGUCAGCUUCUUGGUUUUUAUGGGAACCUCUAUUUACUUGUGGAUCACUUCAUGGAGCUGUACCGUGAAUCGGUAGUUUACCGGAAGCAAGCCUCCAUGAUCGUUAAUGAACUGGUUGCAGGGGCUGCUGGGCUGGAGGUGGAGGAUCUUCAUAAAAACCAUAUUCGAACAAGCCCAGAGGAACUGAGAGAGAUCGUGAAAUCCAUACUUGAAGAAUAUAUGAGCCAAGAAAACUGGUAUUUGGUUACCUGUAUUGAAGCUGAGGAAAUGGAAGAGGAGCUAAUGAUGAAGCAGUCAGGCCUCCAGGCCGUCACAGCAGGUGCACACACCUGCCAAGUUACAUCUUUUCCAGCCCUAUCAAAGCCAAGUCCCACUAUCUGCUCUAUGAACAGCAACGUCUGGCAGAUAUGUAUCCAGUUGGAAGGGAUUGGCCACUUUGCAUAUGCACUAGGAAAGGACUUUCGUUUGCUCUUGAUGUCAGCCCUCUAUCCCGUACUAGAGAAGGCUGGAGACCAAACCCUGCUCAUUAGUCAGGCAGCUACCAACGCCAUGAUGGACAUAUGCCAUGCGUGUGGCUAUGAGUCCCUGCAGCACCUGAUCAAUCAAAAUUCAGACUAUUUGGUGAACGGGAUCUCUUUAAAUCUGCGUCACCUGGCUCAGCACCCUCAUACCCCAAAGGUCUUGGAAGUCAUGCUGCGGAACUCUGAUGCUAGCCUGCUUCCUUUGGUGACAGAUGUGGUUCAAGAUGUCUUGGCCACCCUGGACCAAUUUUACGAUAAGAGAGCUACUUCUUUUGUCGGUGUCCUGCACGCCCUGCUGGCAGCAUUGGCCCGGUGGUUCCCAGACACAAGACAACUCCAAGAGCAGAGUUUUGGGAAGGUGGGAAGUCACUUGAGCCAAAGACCAGCAACUCUUGAGAAAGGAUUUGAGAAUACCACGGCCGAAGACAUUGAACAGUUUUUGCUAAACUACCUCAAAGAAAAGGACGUGGCAGAUGGAAAUGUCUCAGAUUUUGAUAAUGAAGAAGAGGAGCCAUCAGUCCCUCCUGAAGUGGAGAGUGACAUGCGUCCUGAUGUGGAGCCACCACUGCCGGUGCAGAUCCAGAUAGCCAAGAACGUGAUGGAGCGCUGCAUCCACUUGUUGUCGGAUAAAAACCUGAAAAUCCGCUUGAAGGUGUUGGAUGUGCUGGAUUUGUGUGUGGUGGUUCUGCACUGCCAUAAGAACCAGCUCCUUCCCUUGGCUCAUCGGGCCUGGCCCUCACUCGUGCACCGACUCACAAAUGAUGACCCCCUGGCAGUGCUCAGAGCCUUCAAGGUUUUGCGUACCCUGGGAGGCAAAUGUGGCGAUUUUCUAAGGAGCCGGUUCUGCAAAGAUGUCCUGCCAAAGCUGGCUGGCUCGCUAGUCACCCAGGCUCCCGUCAGCACCCGAGCUGGGCCAGUUUACUCCCACACGCUGGCCUUCAAGUUGCAGCUAGCCGUCUUGCAGGGCCUGGGCCCCCUCUGCGAGAGUCUGGAUCUAGGUGAGGGUGACCUGAAUAAAGUGGCUGAUGCCUGCUUGAUUUACCUCAGCGCCAAGCAGCCCGUGAAAUUACAAGAGGCUGCCAGGAGGCCCAGAAUCAGUCAUAGUCUUUCAAGCACAAGGGCACGUCCCAAGAAGCUUCUUGUGCCUGGGCAUUCUUAUUCCUUGAAGAACCAACUUAGGGUGAAAAUAGUCACCCCCCAGGUGGUGCCCAUGAAGCUAACUGCUGUACGCCUUAAAGCAGAACUCCGGAACAUAAAAAGCGUUUUCCUCCAUUUGAUGAAGGUAGACCCGGACUCCACCUGGCUCCUCCUGAAUGAACUUUACUGCCCCGAGCAGUUUGCACCUCCUCACCCCAGCCUCUGCCCCGUGCAGCUACAGGGGUCACCGGGGCAGCAGAACCCAUACACAGCCAACGUGCUGCGCCUGCUCAAGGAGCUGCAGUGACGCGCCCCUCCCUGAUUGGGGUGGGCAGAGUCCGGAGGAGGUCGCCUCCCUCUCCUCCCUGCUGGUGCCUCUGAUGUCGGUGUCGCGCUGACCCCACCCCUGGCCUAAGGCAGUGGCAGCGGCUGCAGAGAAGACUGCAAAGGUGGAUUAGACAGCUCAUCGAUAUAUAAAUUGAUCGAUAUAUAAAUAUAUAAACUGCUUAGAAAUUGGAUUGAAGAAAAGUAGCUGACUGUUAUUUAUAUUUCAUACCUGUGUUUUCAAAUGACAUUGUCUGGCAGCUCUAAGGGUUUAACUCCUUAGCUUUCCAUCUCCAGGGCCCUAGUGCACCACGAGGCUGCCCCACAGCCCACUUAGCACACACACACACACCACCAAGCUUAAGGGCUCUAGGGCAGAGUCGUGCACUGCACAGCGCCUGUGUCCUCUGAGCACCUGAGGACCCCCUUCAAAGUAUCGCAGCCCUAAGAGUCUAUGGAAUACUGCCUUGCCAUUGCCAACACACAGAUGGGCCUCCCCCACAAGUGCCCCCUCCCCAAGUAAUGAGGUGGAACUAGUUUGUUGUACCUAACCAAUUUUUGGAAGCAAGUGAAAUAAAGGCAUUUCUUAGAAGGAA
Messenger RNA from Loxodonta africana (African savanna elephant), 4443 nucleotides. RefSeq names its product TELO2 interacting protein 1 (gene TTI1). The transcript has 9 exons. NCBI's taxonomy places the organism in Eukaryota, Metazoa, Chordata, Mammalia, Proboscidea, Elephantidae. Gene Ontology annotation, biological process: chromatin remodeling. The record is from RefSeq and is a predicted model, not a curated record. Gene Ontology annotation, cellular component: cytoplasm. Bases 393 to 3830 code for a protein of 1145 amino acids.